AUGGGAACUUCAUUGACCGAAGUUGGGUCCAGGCUUGCUGGAAUAAUGUUCAUAUGGGGCACAAUUCAACAACUCUUCCCUCAAAUAAUCCGUAGGCGAAUCGAAACCUUCUGGAAUCGACUUGAAAAUUACUUCUACCCUUAUGUAGAAAUCACCAUUGAUGAAUUCUCCAGUGGUAUAAACAAUGAAAUUUACAACCAUGUCAACAAUUAUUUGAGUACGAAGUCUAUAAGCAAUGAUGCUAAACAUCUCAAAGCUGAAAAAUUCAAGAACAUCAAGUCUUGUGCUGUUAUUUUGGAUGAAGGAGAAUCAACUAUUGAUGAAUUUCAAGGUGCGAAACUUUGUUGGCGCUUUCAUAAGGAAACAUUGAGGGACGAUUCUCAAGGGCAUAAUUCCCUUCCAAUUGAGAAGAAAAGUUACAGUUUAACGUUCAAUCAAGAAUAUCGAGAAAUUGUCACAGAAAAAUACUUGAAGUAUGUGAUGGAAGAAGGCAAAGCGAUUGAAUUCAAAAACAAGAAACAGAGGAUUUACUGUAAUGACAAUAAUGGGGAUAAUUAUUAUACACGUUGGUAUGGUAUGUGGAAGCAUAUUAAUUUCGAGCAUCCUGCAACUUUUGAUACUUUGGCUAUGGACCCUAAGAAAAAAGAGGAAAUAAAAAACGAUCUCGUUGCUUUUAGUGAGGGGAAGAAUUUUUAUUCUAGUGUAGGCAAGGCAUGGAAGCGCGGCUAUCUUCUUUACGGUCCACCAGGAACGGGGAAAUCAACAAUGAUUGCAGCUAUUGCGAAUUUCUUGAACUAUGAUAUUUAUGAUCUUGAGCUUACCUCAGUUAAAAAUAACUUAGGUCUUAAGAAGUUGCUCAUGGAAACAACAAGCAAGUCUAUUAUUGUCGUUGAAGAUAUUGAUUGCUCUGUUGAUUUGACAGGCAAGAGAAAGAAGAAAAAGAAAGAAGAAAAUUCUGACGAUGAUGACUCAGAUUCGGAUUCGGAUUCCGAUUCAGACUCAGACUCAGAUAGCGAGAAGAAAAAAUCCAGCAAACUUACACUUUCAGGGCUGUUGAAUUGCAUUGAUGGAAUAUGGUCAGCUUGUGGUCAAGAAAGAAUCAUUAUAUUUACGACUAAUUAUAAGGAAAAACUUGAUCCAGCUCUGAUACGCAGAGGACGGAUGGAUAUGCACAUUGAGAUGUCGUAUUGCAAAUUUGAAGCAUUCAAAGUAUUGGCUAAGAAUUACUUGAGAAUUGAAACUCACGAUUUGUUUGAAGAAAUUCAACGAUUACUAGAGGAAGUAAACAUGAGUCCUUGUGAUGUGGCUGAAUAUUUGAUACACAAGAAUACUUCAGGAGGGCCUGAAAUUUGCUUGAAUAACUUAAUUCAGGCUCUGAAAGAGGCCAAGGAAGAGGCAAAGGAAAAGGCAAAUCAAGACCAAAAAGAAACCAAGGAAGAGGUAAAGGAAAAUCAAGAUUCAAGAGAAGCCAAGGAAAACAAAAAGUUACCCGCUAAAUUAGUUACUACAAGUUAUGGCCGUCUAAAAAAACUUUUCAAAAAAAGUGUGCCAUAUUUAUCUUCUUAG
Molecule: messenger RNA, 1566 nt
Organism: Nicotiana tabacum (common tobacco)
Lineage: Eukaryota; Viridiplantae; Streptophyta; Magnoliopsida; Solanales; Solanaceae
Product: AAA-ATPase At3g28610-like
Molecular function (GO): ATP binding; ATP hydrolysis activity
Source: RefSeq, a predicted model, not a curated record